AUGACGAUAUUGCGAUUGUUUAGGUUGUAUUCUGUGAAACGAAAUACACAUCUGAUUGCAACUAACCUAGAGCCAAUUAAAUUCAAUCAAGAUGACAAAGACGCAAUACAGUCAAUAUUGAAGUUGGUUCCUCUGAACCGCGAAACAGUGAAAAAUAAUGUUGUUCGCUCCAAGAGUAAUCGAGAGUAUAUAGAUCGAAAGAUAAGCACCGUCAAAAGUUUGUUCCCAAGCGAGCCCGGGUCGGAACUAUUAUCAAUGAAGCCACCAGACCAUCUAAAGAAUCCCUUUUUUGACGUGUACUCAAAGUCAACUUAUGAUGCGGAUGGUAAGGUCCUUGUAGAAGGAACGGAUAGGCUAUCCGUUACCAAACUAUUGACGAAGAGAUGGUGUGAGUUGAAUCAAAUGUAUGAUAUAUACUCAAGAAAGCCCAUAUUCGAACAUAUUCAGCUCAAAAUUGGGAAACAAGAACACGAAAAGCUCGAAACCGCUAUUCAUGGAAUAGCACCGGAUGUUAAAGUUUUCAUGGAUACUUAUGAAUGGGAAUUAGCUAAUGACGAGCUCCACGAACUAGCGGAUGCUUGGUUUCAGUGUAUAAACAGGUUGCUUACAUUGUUUAGCAACGGAGAAGCUCGAGAAAUCCUUUGUCACGGAUACUUAGACUCUCGAACAUGCAAACUAAUAGAUGGUUGUGCUAAAGAUGAUAAAGACAUACUUGUAAGCGGUGUAAUCGACCAUAUUAUACUGUUUCAUGUAGACAGUGGAAAGCCAAAAUCACUGGAUCCAAAUCUAAGAGAGUCGAACAACAAUGAUAUGUAUGAGAUCCUAGAGUCUUUAACAAAAACUGUUCAGCGGACUACUGAUCUUCAAAUCGCUGUCAGCGAUGUGAAAACUCGGCCUACUGCUACAGUACCUCGAUAUGCUUCUGUAGUAAAUGCGUCAAAACUUCAGGUCAUGUAUUACAGGAAUUUCUUGGAGACACUUGGCAAGGAUUCUAAAGUAACAUUCGACAGGCUAUUAAUCAAUGCAGAGAGAAGAGGAAUAAGUGUAGACGAGCCAAUAAACAUUUCAAAUUUGAUCUAUUUCAUGGAGAUUGACCCCAGCAUUAGACCUGAUCUAGAAAAAAUAAUGAACGGAGAGGCAAUCGGGUUUGAACCAUACGAUGACUCCUACCUCUAUACUACAGAGAACGCAAGUAACGAAACAUCCAUAUAUGAUCUAUCCCAGUACUCGGACCUAACAAUUGAUGAAACCACACUACAGAGAUACGGUGUAUUCUAUCAAAAAUGGGCUAGACCACCAACGUUACGGUAUUUGGCAGCCAGACUAGCUCAAUUGUAUCAGCUAGUAGCACAACUAUUAUCAGAUCGUCUUAUGAUAGAAUACUACAAAGGAAGCUACAACUUCCACACUGAACGUUUCAAAUAUGAUCCUGAGUUUCUCAACCAACAGUGCUACAAUAGUGCGCGAUUUUGGUUCGGGAAGCGUCCCGUAGAACCAAUACCACCAACAAACCACAAUCUAGCUACACAUUGUAAGUAUUGCGACUACCAUGAUGUAUGCAGUUGGAGGGCAAAUGGCAUAAAUUCUUUUAAACAACUUGGUAAUGAUUUACAAGAAAUUAGCAAGGUUUGA
Messenger RNA from Kluyveromyces marxianus DMKU3-1042, 1632 nucleotides. RefSeq names its product Exo5p (gene EXO5). Bases 1 to 1632 code for a protein of 543 amino acids. The transcript has a single exon. Gene Ontology annotation, biological process: interstrand cross-link repair. Gene Ontology annotation, cellular component: mitochondrion; nucleus. Lineage: Eukaryota; Fungi; Ascomycota; Saccharomycetes; Saccharomycetales; Saccharomycetaceae. The record is from RefSeq and is a predicted model, not a curated record. Gene Ontology annotation, molecular function: single-stranded DNA 5'-3' DNA exonuclease activity.